Messenger RNA from Podospora pseudopauciseta, 2469 nucleotides. RefSeq lists its product as uncharacterized. Gene Ontology annotation, biological process: mitochondrial respiratory chain complex I assembly. The transcript has 4 exons. The record is from RefSeq and is a predicted model, not a curated record. The coding region runs from base 661 to 2469 and encodes 602 amino acids. NCBI's taxonomy places the organism in Eukaryota, Fungi, Ascomycota, Sordariomycetes, Sordariales, Podosporaceae. Gene Ontology annotation, cellular component: mitochondrion. Gene Ontology annotation, molecular function: S-adenosylmethionine-dependent methyltransferase activity.
GUUGUACACUCUUUUCAUCUGGUCCUUAUUCUUACAUUUCUACAUUACUUAUCUUCCCCGCGCAUAGGUCCGCUCGGUCGAGGCCCAAUGAGACCGCAAGGGCACAAACUUGAUACCUGGUACCCUCGAGGCUGGCUCAGUGUCUAGAGAGAGAGAGUAAAACGACCGCUACCAAGGGAUCAUAUUACGAGUCAAUAGUAUCUUUUGCACUCUCUACUACAAGUCCACAGCCUACCUACUGCCCGUUCGGCAUUGGCAUCAUAAAUGAUAAAGCUGACCUGACAGGUCCUCAUCAUGCGCGCUGGCGCGGCUGAGGGCGCUUAAUCAAAACCACUACUGCACACUAUGCUUUGUUAGUUAGAAGACGCGAGUCCCUAAUCUGGCAUGGUCCAACCGACAAUGCAGGAGAGAGGCACAGUUGCGGCAGUAAUGCUACCUACCCAACCACAUCUCAGGAUCCGAUGCUGAUUGGCCUGCUCGGUUCUUUUCCUGACUGAUCAUGCCAAAAAACAUCUUGCUAAAGGUCCACACCGGCCGCGUCGGGAUAGAAGAUAGCACAAGUUCCUUCAGGCUUUUUAUCCUUUCCUUCCCUUCUCCACCGAUCCUCCUUCCUUUCUCUCCGUAGAUUACAAGUUGGGGCUUCACCAGUCACUCGCCAUCAUGGAACAGGACCCUAGAAGUUAUCCCGUAGCUAUUCUUCCAGGGGGGGAUGCUCCUGAGGUCCACCAACACCAAACCCAAGCAUAUUUCAAGUCAUACGAACAGCAGCAGCCAUACUACCAAAAUCAGUACCCGCAGUCCCACACCAUUCUCGGCGCUGAGGACCCCGUCGAGCCCAAGGAAAAGAGGAUAUGUGGUGUUCGACUGAGCAUUCUCUUCUUCGUCACCACGGGACUACUGUUCCUUGUCAUUGCGGCGCUAGCUUUGGUUGGAGGUUUACUGGGAAGCAAGAUCUCCUCGCUCGAGACAUCGUACCCAGCACUCGCCAGUAAUGUUGCCGCGAUAGCCGGAGGGAGCACAAGUGGCGGGAACGACCAGAUUGCACCCAUCGACGACAAUACCAACACCGGUACCGAAACACCGCCGCCAUCACAAACAAGCAGUGCGCCGGUAUCUUACUCGACCAAUGUCGUUGUUGAUGGCUACCGCUAUGUUGGCUGCUAUUACGACGACACCCAGCGCCUGCUGAUUGACCAGCCGGCAAAGGGGAACAGCUCCAUGACGAACCUUAUGUGCUCUCGCAUCUGCGCGGGCUUCAAAUACUUCGGUACUGAGAUUGGCAUCGAUUGCUACUGUGGCAACAGAAUAGAGGAGCGCACUCCUAGUGCCAAAGCAAACGAGUGGGAUUGCAGCGUCAAGUGCCCAGGCAACAAUAGGGGGAGGAAAGAAGUGUGUGGCGGCGAUUGGUCGAUUACCCUUCGCAGGCCACUGUCAUCCCGCCUAGUCCCAAAAAUCCCACACCAAAAAAGACCCUACGCCUUCCAGACCUCUGGCAUCCCCACCUCCUUCCAGGUCUUCAACAACCGCACAAAAUGGCUCCAGCGCGAGCGCGCCGCCUCCAACGCUGAAGCCAGCCGACAGGCCGACUAUCUGAAAGAUGAAGUCGCCAUGCGCGUGGCCGAACGGCUCUUGGACGUAAAACGAACCUUUCCCUUGACUCUCGAUUUCGGAGCCUACACCAACUCCCUCGCCCGCGCGCUCACAAACCCCAACCCUGACCCCUCCCAGCCCGACGCGGACAUCCCACCCCUGGCCACCAAAAUCGGCAAGCUCGUCGCUGCCGACUCGAGCCAAAAGGCUCUCUUCCGGGACGCGGAACUCGAGUUCAACAAGGAGAUCAACAUGGAGCGUGUUGUCUUGCCGUACGAGGAGGGCCCCUUGCCGUGGGAGAACAACACGUUUGACAUGGUGCUGUCAAGCCUGUCCAUGCACUGGAUCAAUGAUCUCCCUGGUGUAUUGGGGCAGAUCAACCGGAUUCUCAAGCCGGAUGCCCCGUUUAUUGGGGCCAUGCUGGGGGGUGAUACGCUUUUUGAGCUGAGGACUUCGUUGCAGCUGGCGGAGCAGGAAAGGAGGGGCGGGAUUGGCGUUCAUGUGUCGCCGUUGGCAGAUGUCAAGGAUGUUGGGGGGUUGCUGGGGAAGGCAGGGUUCAAGAUGUUGACGGUGGAUGUGGAGGACAUUGUGGUGGAAUACCCUGAUACUUUUGCGUUGAUGGAGGACCUCCAGGCCAUGGGAGAGGGCAAUGCAGUGUUGGGGAGGGAGGUGGGUGCAAUUGGAAAGGAUGUUCUGCUUGCAGCGGAGGGGAUAUAUAGGGAACUUCAUGGAAGCAAGGUCGAGGACGGGACUGUGAGGCUACCGGCGACAUUCAGGGUGAUACAUAUGAUUGGGUGGAAAGAAGGAGGGGAUCAACCAAAGCCGUUGCCGAGGGGCAGUGGAGAGAUCAAUCUAAGGGAUGUGUUGGGGACAAAAUAG